Messenger RNA from Ostrinia nubilalis (European corn borer), 1106 nucleotides. RefSeq names its product activating signal cointegrator 1 complex subunit 2 homolog (gene CPR54). The coding region runs from base 56 to 1024 and encodes 322 amino acids. NCBI's taxonomy places the organism in Eukaryota, Metazoa, Arthropoda, Insecta, Lepidoptera, Crambidae. Gene Ontology annotation, molecular function: structural constituent of chitin-based larval cuticle. Gene Ontology annotation, cellular component: chitin-based extracellular matrix. The transcript has 6 exons. The record is from RefSeq and is a predicted model, not a curated record.
CUGUGUUGUUGUAUAAAAGAGUAGAGCGCGCGCGCCGCGCCUCCGAUUUGUCGACAUGGCGGCGCUAGCGAGAUUGGUGGUGUUAUGUUUGGUGGCGUGCGCAUGCGCACAGUACCAGGAGGAGCGCUCGCCGCGGUACAUAGCGUCCGAGUCCAAGAACCCUUCCACACCCGUGCCUAUCCUCAAGCAGAUUAACAGGCACAACGAGGAUGGCUCCUACACGUACGGGUACGAAGCAGCUGACGGCUCCUUCAAGAUCGAGACCAAGUCGCCCGCCGGAGAGGUCAAGGGCAAGUACGGAUACAAGGACGACACUGGCAAGCUGCGAGUGAUCGAGUACGGAGCCAACAAGUACGGCUUCCAGCCGGCCGGCGAGGGCAUCACCGUCGCGCCGCCCACGCUCGUCGACGAAUCCACCAGGGACGAGGGACUGAGGCCACAAAAAUCUCAGGGAGGCAACCGCAACCAGUACCGCGCGCCUGCACCGCAACAGUCCAUAGACUACGACUACAACGACGAGCCCGCGCCGCGCCCCGCUCCCCGUCCCGCGCCCGCCCCCGCCUACCGCGCGCCGCAGCCGCGCCCGCAACCGCCACCGCAACCGCAGUACAGGCCGCAACCGCAACCGCAGCAGCAGUACAGGCCAGCGCCGCAGCCGCAGCAGCAGUAUAGACCCCCGCCCCAGUCUGCGGCACCAGCUCCCCCUAAGCCAACCUUCUUCGCGGGCGCCGCUCCCGCCCCCGCCCCAGCCCAAGACAACAAUAACUUCUUCAACCCAGAACCCCAACAAAGGCAAUACAAGCAGCAGGACUUCAGGCCCGCGCCCCAAUUCGCGCCCAAGCCCCAAAUAGAGUACGCUCAGGACUUCGCCCCUGCCCCUCCUCAGCCCAGAUACAACCAGAACCAGUUCCCUCAGCAAAGGAACCAGCAACCAUUCUCCAUGCUCGACCAACUCCUGAAGGAGUAUGCUCUACCGUCAGGCGGCGCGGCGCCCCUCCACGAUAUCACCUUCGGAUCCUACUAGAAAACCGAUCCUACUAGGUUAAGGCCAUCUCACUCUUUGUAAAUAUGUAGCAUAUUUUUUUAUUAAAACUAAAUAGAGUUAC